Macrobrachium nipponense is the source of this 5015-nucleotide messenger RNA. RefSeq lists its product as uncharacterized. Gene Ontology annotation, cellular component: chitin-based extracellular matrix. Gene Ontology annotation, molecular function: structural constituent of chitin-based larval cuticle. Lineage: Eukaryota; Metazoa; Arthropoda; Malacostraca; Decapoda; Palaemonidae. The record is from RefSeq and is a predicted model, not a curated record. The transcript is spliced from 7 exons. The coding region runs from base 1 to 4923 and encodes 1640 amino acids.
AUGGCAAACAGUAGACUGGCGCUGUGUGUAUUACUGGCUGCUGCAGCCACGACCCUAAAAGGGGUUAACUGUGGACUGUCCCAGUCAUAUCAAGCACCUGGAAUCACGACAGGGGGGCUUGCAGGCGGUUCCUCUUUCGGAGGACUUGGGGGAUCCUUAGGAAGCGGUCUCCUAAGUGGUUCUACUUCUGGAGGAUCUGUUUCUGGAAGUGGGUUGUUGACUGGAGGAUACGGAAGUUCCAUCUUAGGCACUGGUAGUCUAACUGGACUUGGUGUGGGAGGUUCUACAUUUGGGAACUUGGGGACUGCAUAUAAUACUGGAUUAGCAGGUUCUUCAGGAGGAAUCCUCAGUGGGCUUGGAAGCCUAACCAAUACUGGAAAUUUAAUCAACACUGGCUUUGGAAGUGUUACAGGCGGAAACUUAGCUGGAACUAUUGGAGUUUUCCCAGCAAGACCCCGUCCUGUGAUACCUAUUCUGACAGAUCAACGUGAAGGUCCCUAUGCCAAUGGCGUUUACAGCUUCAACUACGCAACUGGAAAUGGCAUCGUUCGCCAGGAGCAAGGAUACCCAGAGGGUGGAAUGGUGUCACAACGAGGAGCAUGGUCAUUCACACAUCCUGAUGGCACCCCAACUACCGUCAAUUUCGUUGCCGACGCCAACGGUUUCCGAGUGGAUUCCAAUCGCGUGCCUCCCCUCCCACCUCACGCCAUUGCUCAGAUUGAAAAGGCACGCCUGGAAGACGCUGUUGCUGCUACUUCAGUCAUUGGCUCUCAGAUUCCUGGAUCUGGCCUCAACCUCAUAGGAUCCGGAUCUCAGUUUGCUGGCACUCAAUCCCUACUCUCCAAUUCAGGAUUACAGAUUCCUGCAUAUGGAUCUCAAUUUCCCUCUGGUCUAGGAUCUGGAUCUCUAUUGGCUGGGUCUGGAUCUCUACUGUCUGGACUUGGAACCCUCUCAACUGGAUCUGGAUCUACCUUGCUCCCAGCAACCACUCAAACUCAAGCAGCAGUGGCUACAUCCCCCAUUGCCGUCUGCCUAGGAGCGUCAGGGACCUACGGUAAUUCGGCUAAUACAGGUCCUGGCGGCUUAGUUGGCACGGUCAUCGGAGGUCCUACGGGAGGGAACUUGGGCGUUACAUCUUCAGGAAGCGUCGUAGGUCUCGGAGGCUCCCAAGGGGCAAACGCAGUUGGUUCUCUGGUUCUGGGGGGAAUCUCACGACCCGUGGUGCCCAUAAUCCUUGACCAGCGCGAUGGUCCCUACCCCAACGGCGUCUAUAGCUUCAACUUCCUGACGGGGAAUGGAAUUGUUCGUCAGGAGCAAGGGUACCCUGAAGGGGGGAUGGUUUCACAGCAGGGCCAGUGGUCGUUCACGUACCCCGAUGGCACCCCGACAACUGUCACUUUCGUGGCCGACGCGAACGGCUUCCGCGUCGAUUCUGACAGGGUGCCACCCCUCCCACCCCACGCGGCUGCCCAGAUCGAGAAAGCGCGCCUGGAGGAUGCAGCUGCCGCGACUUCUGGGUAUCAAGUCUCUGGUGGGCCACUCGGUGGCUCUGGAUCGAUUUUGACUGGCUCCUUUGGAGCUCUGGUGCCUCAGCUGUCCGGUGUUGGCUCUGGUUCUCUGUUGGGGUCAGUUGCACAGGCAAAUAAAAGUGGUGCUGUGUAUAUACUAUUGGCAUCGGUGGUGACAACUUCCCAAAAUGUCAUCCCUAGUCCUGGAGGGUCAUAUCUUCCUCCAAAGAUUGAUGGACCUUCAUCUCCAACUGGCCAGUUGGGAGGAUCAACCUCUGGGAUACUAGGGACAUCAUCUACUGGUUUUGUAGGUUCCACAGGUAGUGGUCUGCAAGGGUUGCCAAACGCUGGUCUUGGAGGCUCCCUUGGAGGUACUCAAAGUGGAACACUAGGAGCGUCUCAAACUAGUGGAUUUAGUGGCUCAAUUGGAACUGGUGGAGGAACACUAACUGGAGCCACCUUCGGGACAAAACCAACUGGUGGCUCUCAACCAAGUGGAUCCCUUGGAGGCUAUGGAGGUUCAACUAACGUAGGUUUGGGUGGUUCCUUUGGAGCAGGUCUGACAGGGUCCUCACUCUCUGGUUUUGGUUCUUCGGUGGGGCCUCAAAGUGGAACUCCUGGAGGAUCUCAAACUAGCAGUUAUAGCAGUUCGACAGGAAAUAUUGGUGGUGCUUCAACUGGAGGUAAUUUUGGAACAAGGCCAACUGGUAAUUUUCUGGGAGGCGGUAGUGGAUCCCACCUAAGUGGCUCACUGACGGGAGGAUAUGGAGGAUCUAAUGUAGGUUCAGGAGCUUCUUCAAGUGGUGGUCUUGUUGGAUCACUGUCUGGUCUUGGUGGUUCUGCAGGUUCUACAAGUGGAUUCGUAGGAGGAUAUCAGGCUGGGGGUUACGGAGGAGCGUCCACUGGAAUCACUGGAGGAUCUUCGACGGGAAAUAUCUUUGGAACAAAACCAAGUGGUACUGAUAACUCUCGCCCAAGUGGAUCAACAGUUGGAGGCUAUGGAGGUUCAGCUACUGUAAGUCAAGGAGCUCUUUCAGGAAGUGGUCUUACAGGACCUUUAACCUCUAGUUCCAGUGGCUUUGUAGCUGGUGGUAGUGUGGGUUUGCAAAGUGGAUCCACUGGAGGUUCCCAGAUUGCUGGAUAUAGUGGUCCUACUCAAACUGUUGGUGGAUCAUCACUAGGAGGAUAUGGCAGCGCCACUAAUGCAGGAGGCGCUACUGGUGGAUUAUCAUCAGGCAGCACUGGUUUUCAAAUAGGAGGCAUCGGAGGAUCUCAAGCUGGUGGAUACAGUGGCUCAACAGGAACAUCUGGAAAUCUCUUUGGAACAAAACCCAGUGGUGGAUCUCGUCCUAAUGUAGGAGGCACUAAUGGUGGACUAUCUGCAGGAAGUAUUGAAGGCUCUCAAGCUGGUGGAUAUGGUGGCUCAACUGGAGCAACUGGAAAUCCUUUUGGAACAAGACCCAGUGGUUCCUCUAAUGUAAAUACUAGUGGAACUCGUCCCAACGGAUCAUCACCAGCAGGAUAUGUCAGUUCGUCUAAUUUAGGUUCAACUUCUACUGAUGGUGGUUCUACUUAUGGUGCUACAGGGUCACUCAAUGGAAACUUUGGAGGCACCCAGACUGGUGGAUAUGAUAGCUCAUCAACUGGAGGUUUUGGAACAAGGCCAAGUAGUUCAACUUCUGGAAAUGUUGGUGGAUCUCACCAAGGCUUAGGUAAUUCCCUAGGAGGUGGUUUUGGAGGAUCUUCAAACUUUGGUUCAAGUGAUUCCAUUACUGGGAACUCUUAUGGUUCUCAGGGCGGAAAUGUUUGGGGCUCCGGGGGCAAAGGAUCUCCAACUGGAAGUUACAGUGGUUUAAAACCUAGUUCAGCUGUAGGAAACACUGGUGGAUCACAGCCAAAUGGACUACCAUUUGGACAAGAGGGUGUCUCUCGUCCAGGUGGUUCACCAACUGGAGGAUAUGGGGGUAUUUCUAAUGUAGGUUUGGGAAGCUCUCCGGUGACUGGUCUUGGUGAUUAUACUUUAACCGGCUCUUUUGGUCUUCAGAAUGGGAAUGUUGGUGGGUUAAGGCCAACUGGAUCAUCGACUGGAAACUUUGGUGGAUCUGUGACGAGUGGAUCACCAACAGCUCAACAAGGAGGAUACGGAAGUUCUAAUAUAGGUUUGGGAAGCUUGGCACCUGCUUUUGGAAGCUCUGCUGUAGGAAGCUCCUUUGGUACCCAGAUUGGAAAUGUUGGAAGCCCUCUGAUAGGUGAAUAUGGUGGUUCUUCUUCUACUGGAAACUUUGGUGGAUCUGUGCCAAGUGGAUCACUGUCAGGUCAAUUCACGGGAAGUAACCCAAGUGGAUCCCUGGCAACAGGAUAUGAUGGUUCUAAUCAAGGUUUAGGGAGUGUUCCCACAUCAGGUUUCGGUAGCACUACUGGAGGCAGCUCCUAUGCUUCUCAGAGUGGAAACGUUGUGAACUCCCUGAGUGGUGGAUAUAGUAGUUCUCUAACUAGUAACACUGGUGGGUUAAGACCAACAGGGAGCCUUAGCGGAUCUGUACCAAGUGGCUCACCAUCAGGUCAACCAGGAGGAUAUGGGGGUUCUAAUUUAGGUUUGGGGAGUUUUUCAGCAUCUGGUCCCAGUAGCACUACUGGAGGCAGCUCCUUCACUCCUCAGACUGGAAAUGUUGGCAGUUUCCCAAAUGGCGGCUAUAGUAGUUCUUCAGUUAGUAACAGUGGUGGGUUAAAGCCAACUGGGUCAUCUGCUGGAAACGUUGGUGGAUCCUUGUUAAGUGGGUCAUCCUUUACAAACUUGAGUGGAUCAUCUGCAGGAGGAAGCUAUGGUGGUUCUGCAAUUACAGGCACAUCUGGAGCAUCUUUAGGAUCUGCGGGAACUGGCAACACUCAAGGUGGAAAUUCACUCGGCUCAUCUGGGGCGUACCAAGGAUCGUCAGGUCCUGUGGCUCUCAUACUUACUGACGUUCGUAAUGGCCCAAAUGCUGAGGGCUUCUACAACUUCAAAUUUGAAACUGGGAAUGGAAUCAGUCGUCAAGAGGAUGGGUACCCACAAAAUGGAAUGGUGGCACAAAAAGGAGGAUGGUCGUACACACUCCCUGAUGGCACCCCUGCAACAUUCAAAUUUAUUGCUGACGGAGACGGCUUCCGCGUAGAGUCAACCUCCUGCCUACCCCUCCGCCUCUUCCACCUCAUGCAAUUGCACAAAUUGAAAAGGCACGCCAAGAGGAUGCUGCUGCCAUUUCAGCAGCAGGAAACACUGGUCCCUAUGAUGACAAUUCUCAAUAAGUUCUUCUUUUGGACUGCAAAUCUCGGCAGUUGGUUGAAACUUGGUUUAAAGCUUUCAGAGGAUGAAUCUAAAAAAACUCAGCCUCUAAAUAGCAAUCUUAGUCACCAAGCAAUAUCCGAGGAAACAUGAUAACUUAUAUCAGACAACACAAGCUGCAAUUACGGUACGAUAUCCAAAGACGGAAACACACGGAACACUUUUAUUUGUUAUUAAAUAUUUAU